This is a messenger RNA of Harmonia axyridis, 3246 nucleotides long. RefSeq names its product peroxisome biogenesis factor 1 (gene Pex1). Bases 227 to 3142 code for a protein of 971 amino acids. Gene Ontology annotation, molecular function: ATP hydrolysis activity; ATP binding. Gene Ontology annotation, biological process: protein import into peroxisome matrix. The record is from RefSeq and is a predicted model, not a curated record. The transcript has 15 exons. Lineage: Eukaryota; Metazoa; Arthropoda; Insecta; Coleoptera; Coccinellidae. Gene Ontology annotation, cellular component: peroxisomal membrane; peroxisome; cytosol.
UGUUUAUUCUGAUUCAACAAAAAUAUUCAUUUUCAGUUGUAUUUAAAUGGAGUAGGAUUUUAAAAGGAUUUUAUACCUUUAUCUUCUUAAUCAGAAAGAAGUAGAUCAAAUGUACCUCUUAAAAAAGUAAUUCAGUCUAAAAUUGACAACUGGAUAACCUCAUUAACCUCACUUUUAUAGCUUUAGAUAUCAAAUCUAGGUAUCAAACUUAUAGAAUCAAUAGAAAAUGUUAGAUAAAAUAUUAAUGGUUCAAUAUUUGAACGUUAAGAACAAUUUUUGUUACUUGGGCUAUAAUUUAACAAAAGAAAUUGGUUCAAAUGCUCAAAUUAAGGUUUCAUACGAUCAAACUAGAGAAAUAUUUCUCUCAGUUGGUCCUCAAAUGCAAAACGUUCGAGAAAACUAUAUAGGAAUAAAUUCGUUAUAUGCCAAAUUCUUGAAAAUUGAAGAAAAUUCUACUGUUGUGCUAACACAUAUAGGACCUGUCCCAAGAGUCAAUAGUUUUACAAUUCAUCCGAUUAGAUCUGAUGACUUUCAUGUCUUGGAUUUACUGAAAAAUGAAGUUGAAAAUUGUGUAUUGAAUCAAACCAGUAUUGUGGGAAAUAAUCAAGAACUUCUCAUUUGGAUUGGUGAAAACUUAAACAUUCCAGUGAAAGUAGUAUAUGUCGAUCCAUCCUCCCCUGGUAAACUUGAUAAUUUGACUGAAUUAGUCAUACUACCUCAAAUGAAGGAAACAGAAAUAUCCAAAACAAAAAAUAAUGAUGAAAAUAAAUUAGUGCCUCAGUUUAAUGGUGAAACAACACUAAAAACACUCAUUGUUGAUAUAUUAAAUACCCCUUCCAAUCUUACUGAUGCUGAAAGAGAAAUUGAGAACAAAAUUAGGAGGUAUUCUAACAGAAAAGGAAAUUUUAAGGGAAGAAUGGUUCCAUGGAAUAGUCUGGAUUCAUAUCAAAUUCAAAUUUGUUCACAUGAAUUCAAUGUGUUCUUAUAUAAAAAGUCAGCUCCUUCAUUGUGGAAACUCUCAGAAGAACCAAUUUUUUGUUCACUUAGUAUUAUUAAUAAUAGUGACUCUAGAGAAAUAUACGUGAGAGUUUUUUUGAUAGAACAAAUUCCAGAAGAGUCAAUAUUGAUCAACAAUAUUUUUGUACAUGAAAAUUUACUAACAAUUCUUAAAUGUGACUUAGGAACUGGGGUUCUAUUGAAACCUUUGAAAAGGAAUGAUAUUUGUGAUGAAAUAGAAGUAUAUACCAAGCAUGAAAAGAAGGAAGUGAAGAAUAUGCUGCAGAAUUACCUUGCUAAUAGAAGUGAACAUUAUGAAUUUAUUGUUAAUGCCGAUAUUCCCAUUAUAUUAGCCAGUAAUAUUAUCUGCAGUUUGAGGUUCAAACCACAUUAUGCAAAAUAUUGUUUAAUUGAUCAGGAUUUCUUGAGAAAUUGUAGAUAUUCAUUUAUAGAUGAGCAUGUACAAGGACUUCCAAAUUAUGAAAAGAUUGAGAACAUUGAUUUUAUUGAAACAUCAAACAAUAAUUUAUGUAACAAUAUACUGGAAAGUAUUGCAAACAAUUUGGUUCAAAAUAUGAGAUUAGGAUGUUACUUAAUAACUGGUGAUAUUGGUACUGGAAAAUCAAAAAUUGUUGAAAAGAUGAAGAAUUCUUUGUGUCAAUGUCCAAAUUUUAUAUAUUCUGAAGUUGUGCAAUGUAAAUCAUUAAAAGGAAAAACAUUAGAUUCAUUACAUAAAGUUUUCUCUACAAUCUUGGAAAAUUUGAUUGCUCAUGAACCUUCAAUUCUUCUUAUCGAUGAUCUACAUAUAUUAUGUAAAAGUAUACCAGACAGCGAUGCUCAUUUACAAAACACAGUGUAUUAUGACAGAAUAUCUGAAAUGUUGUAUUUACUCUUCAUUUCUGUUGUUGAAAACUAUUCUAUUGGAAUUGUGGCUACUGCAGAAUCAAAAAAUAUGUUGAAUAAAAAUAUUUACGAUUCAAGAGGAACGUAUUUGUUCGAGAAACAAUAUAAUAUAGAUGAACUGACUCAGAAUGAUAGAAUGGAAAUUAUAAAAUAUUUCUUCAAAGAUUAUGAGUGUGUGGUAGAUUUCGAAAUUUUUUCCCAAAAAACUGAAGGAUAUGUAUUCCAAGACCUUUAUGACUUGAUUCAAAGAGUCAUAUUUCAAUCUUUGAAAACUGAAAGUAACAGAAUUGAAGAAGAACAUUUUGAAAAAGCAUUAUCUCAAAUGGUUAUUUUAUCACAUAGUGAGAUCAAACUUCACACUCCUGGAGAAAAAGAUUUUUCAAAUGUCGGUGGUAUGGAUGAUAUAAAAAAACUGCUAGGGGAGAGUUUGAUGUGGCCUCUAAAGUAUCCAAAUUUAUUCAACUCUGCUCCACUUCGUUUACAAUCUGGACUUUUGCUGUAUGGGCCUCCUGGUACAGGAAAGACGUUAUUGGCAGGUGCUGCCGCCAAGGAGUAUGGUGUAAGGUUGAUAUCUAUAAAGGGGCCGGAAUUACUUUCUAAAUACAUCGGCGCCAGUGAGCAAGCUGUUAGAGAUGUUUUUGUGCAGGCUCAAGGUGCUAAACCAUGUAUAUUAUUCUUCGAUGAAUUUGACAGCUUAGCCCCAAGACGUGGUCAUGAUAUAACGGGAGUUACAGAUCGUGUAGUUAAUCAGCUUUUGACACAGAUGGAUGGUAUAGAAACGUUGAAUGGAGUUUUUGUAUUAGCAGCUACCUCAAGACCUGAUCUGCUGGAUCCUGCGCUCUUAAGACCAGGACGUUUAGAUAAGCAGAUUUAUUGUCCAUUUCCCGAUAAGGAAUCCCGGCUGGAUAUACUCAGAAUUUUAUCCAAAAAUCUGAAACUUUUAGACGAUGUCGACUUGGAAGAGAUCGCCGAAACCACAGAACAUUUUUCAGGUGCCGAUUUACAAUCCGUCCUGUAUAACGCCCAAUUAUCUAGCAUGGAGGAUUUGCUGAAGUCGGAAAACAACAAGGAUAUAGAGCAGUUGAAACCGAUUACUCGAGAAAUAUUGAAGGCAUCGCUCGAUAAAACACGACCAUCUUUAACCAAGAAAGAGAGACAAAAAUAUAAUUUGAUAUAUUCCAAAUUUCAAGGUAAAUCAAAUAAUGAUUAUUUGAAACCAGGUACCAAAGCUAGUUUAGCAUAAAAGUAUAGCAUAGCUCAUAUAUAUGAAUAUUUUAUUGGGGAUUGAUUGUAUAAAUGUUAUAUAUUUGUUAAAUGAAAUGAAAAUAUAUUUUCAUGUUUUUAUUA